Molecule: messenger RNA, 4629 nt
Organism: Schistosoma guineensis
Lineage: Eukaryota; Metazoa; Platyhelminthes; Trematoda; Strigeidida; Schistosomatidae
Source: the annotation of a GenBank genome assembly
CGACAAGUUAGACACAAAUGUGUCACGCAAAUUCACGGUUAGGAAGCGUCGCAGACUCAUAAUUGUCUUUCUAGGAAUGAUACUAGAGAAUGGAUGAUCCACGACACGAUGAUAUGGUAUUUACAUCAUCCACAACUGAUAAAGACUUUGGAGCUCUUGUUUCUAUCAAUGGUACAGUGGAGAAACCCCAAUCAGAUUAUUGUAAUGAAGUAAACGACAAACUUCGUUUAGCUGAAGAUGUAAUAAAAUGUCUCGCUGAAAGAUGUGAAGAACUGGAAAGUUUAAGCGAAUAUCUUCCGUGUGUUAGAAAAGAAAUUCGUGGCCAAAUCGAACAGAGCAUGCAAAUGAUACAAAGGUCUGUAAGUGAAAGACACGACUAUUUGUUGAAUGAACUUGAUUCUUGUUUGAGUGUGAGAAAUGAAGCUAUAAAUAAGUUACAUACGGAAUUCGAGACUCGACUUCAAAGACUAUCUUCACACGUCGAUCUUUUGAAAAGACUUUUACAUACACAACCCACUAAUGAAAUCUCCUAUCAAACUCAAAAGGUUAUUCAAAACACAGUUUCAAGAGAUCUUGCUACUCAAAAACAUAAAGCUGAGAUCGAAAAGCUUAUUUCUGCCCCUGUACCUUUGCACCCAUCUGAAACUGAUACUAUGUCAUUCUUUCCCACUGAUUUAGAUCAGGUUUUGAGUAUGGUUAAGUGUGUUGGCUCUCUCGGCUUAACUGCAGUUGAUGCUCAAAAUACGAGCUUAUCUGAUAACUACUUGGAUCAUUUUGUCUCAGUCAGACGCUGCCAAGCGAACGAAGAAGUCAAAGUCGAUAUUAUCACUAAUGACAGGUUGGGCCGUGCAGUAGCGAAUGCAUCCAGUAAGGAAUUUUCAGUCCUCUUAACUCAGAAAAACAUCAGUGAGAUGGAGGUUGGAAUUCAAGAGAAACAAAUAUCAGACAGCGGUUCUAGUCUUUCACUUUAUAGCAAUCACAAUGGAAAUAACAUUCAAGGAAAUAAUUUACAAGUGGUUUAUAAAAUUUCUCAUCCUGGUUUGUACGAUCUUAGAAUUAAAUUAUUUGGUGAACACAUAAAAGGAUCUCCUUAUUGCAUAAGUGUUGAUACUCCUCCUAAAGCAAGUCUACAAGCAAUAUCUGAAACAAUGAGAGAGAUUAGUGAAUUACCACGUCGUACACUAAACAGAAUUCAAUCUAGAAGACGUUGUCAGUCUGAACCUGCUUAUUCAAAUUUAUCUGAUCAGCCAACAGCAUUAGCUGAUCUACAUAAAAUGGAAAGAGGUGACUUUUUAUAUUCCGUUGGUACAAAAGGAAGAGGUAAUGGUGAAUUUGCAAACCCAUCUGGAAUAUGUAUUACAAGAGAAAAUAAAAUACUUGUCGCUGAUAGUAACAAUGCAUUUAUUCAAGUUUUUACACUUCAAGGUCAAUUUAUCUUUCGUUUUGGAGAGUAUGGAUAUCACCCUGGUCAGUUAAUGCGACCGGUUGAUGUAGCAGAAACAAUCAAUGGGAAUUAUCUGGUUUCAGAUUAUGAUUUACACUGUGUGACGGUAUACAAUACAAGUGGACACUACAUGUCUAGAUUUGGCCAACGUUACCUCUCUGGUCCUAAAGGUAUGGUUGUAGACAGUCGUGGACGUAUUGUGGUAGUCGAUCAAAAAUCUUGUAUGAUUUGUAUUUUUAAGCCAACUGGAAAGUUUAUCAAUCGCUUCGGUGCACGCGGUCUAGCUGAUAAUCAUUUUGGCAAUCCAAUAUUUAUAACUGUUAAUUCACGAGAUGAAAUAUUUGUCUCAGAUCAUGUACAUCAUUGUAUUAAAGUAUUUGAUGUAAAUGGACUAUUUUUAUUUAAAUUUGGAGUGAACGGAAUUGAUCCGGGUAUGUUACAUGCUCCAACAGGUAUUGGAUUUGAUCGAUUUGACCAUAUUUAUAUCAGCGACUGGGGGAACAAUCGGGUACAGGUUAGUAUAAUAAUAAAUGGAACUUAUUCAUGCGCUUAUUAUAAUAAUUGUAUGUAAAAAAAACUCCAGUUGAUAGCUUUUAUAUUAAUUACUGAUAAAGUUAAGUCUAUAUAAAGCCUUGGUAUUCAAGUUUUGAGUUACAAUCUAAAAUAUAAAUUUUUGUUUACUUAGAAAUGUCCAACUAUAAGUAAAAUAUAUAGGUGUUAUAAAGUUUUAAAUUUGAUUGGUUUACAGUUGUUAUAGCUCAGUUAAAAAAACCUAUGAAUUUCUAGGCAAGAAGAGACAGUCCUCUGUCUAACUUACAGGUAUAAAUUUGUUACGAUCUAAAAAUGAAAGUGCCAUCGCAUGUUUUGAGAUUACAUUCUUGUAAUGAUACUAAGCGGAUGUUUUUACUGGCUUAGUAUCGUGCUGAAAUAUGUUUAGCUAGUUAUUUCUUAACUGUUUACUCAGUGUUUCAGAUAAUGAAGUUGAAUAAAAAGACUAAAAUGUUUUCGUAUUUACUGGGUAUAAUUAUUUGAAAGUCAAAUGUUAUUUGUGUAAAGAAAUUUUAAUAAAUUUUGUAUCUUAAGCAAUGUACAAUGUCUCAAAAUUAUACUGGAAGGGUAAAAACGGAAACUAUGUCUGUAUGCAACCAACUACUAUUAUGUUUUCUCUUAGAAAAGAAGGUUGAAAAAUGGUGUCUUAGAUACCUAAUUGUUAAUCAUUUGACAUCUGGAUAGUAUCACUUGUUAUAUACAAAAUAUGAAUAAAGGAAGCAAAUAAUAAGAAGUCUUCUUCCAUAAAAUACUUUAAUGUAUUCACCGUUGGUUUUUAUACAUUGGCGACACAAAUCGGUGAUUCUAUGCUGAUUUUGAAAGUGUCACAAUAAAUUUUACUUCAGACAAGUGAAAAAUGUGAUUAUAAUAUCACGUUUAAUUUGUUCUUAAAGGUUUUUUAAAUAUGAAUACCUUUUGUAGCAAAAUAAUCGAUUAGAACAGUCUAAUGUAAAGAUAGUAAUUACUUCCAGAUUGAAUGAAUAUUUAAUUGUAGACAAGUGAAACUAGGUGUCCAGAUUUUAAAUAUUUAGCCAUAUAUUACAGUAAAAUAAUGAACCUAGAUAUUAUUCUAUAAGAUGAUCCGAUUGUGAAACAUUAAACUCGAUAUUAGAAUUUUCCUGUAUGCGAUAAAAUUUUAACUUGAGAUUAGACUUGCAUAAGGGGAUGGUAUUCGAUAUAGAUAAAAAGAUAGAUUAUGAUUUACUUCACUAAGUUUAACUAAUUUAUAUACAUUUAUUGUAGUUUAUGUAUUUUAAAUCAAAAUUAUUAAUAAUAUCUUGCCACAGUUGAUAAGCAUAUUUAUGCGAUAGCGAUAGUUCUUAGAUGAUAUUAAAAGCAACCAGCAUGUUAUACGUUAUUCAAUUGACCCAUGAUCUCAACUAUUAAAAUUACUAUAAUAUACACAAAAUCACUCCUGAUACUAUUCACAAUAUACUCACUGUUGUGAGAUACUAACUCACUGGACACAAUGUUGAAUGUGUCGCUUAAUUUCUUGGAUUAGUUGAAGUUAGACAUUAACACCAUUGGAUGUCGGCUCAGUGGUCUAAUGGUUAAGCGCCCGCGCGUGAGACUGAUAGGUCCUGGUUUCGAAUCUUGUGAGGUGGGAUCUUGGAUGCGCACUACUGAAGAAUUCCACAGUAGGAUGAAACGGCCGUCCAGUGCUUCCAGAUUUUCAUGGUGGUCUAGCUUCAAAAUUAAGGUAAAUACAUUUUUAGGAGGUUGAUAAAAAUACUAUAAAGUUCCUAUUAUAAGAAAUUGUACGAUGCUCCAAAAUAGUGAGUAAAUUCUACACACAUAGUAGCAAACGUAUUACUUACAAAAAUUAUUAUUUUGUAUUAAUAAUUAAAGUAAUAUAUGCUUUCAGGUAUUUGAUCAAAAUGGAAACUAUUUACGUAUGAUUGACAGUAAACUGGAGACAUUAAGCGGUCCUCAAGGUUUGGCGCUGCAUCAAGUAUCCAAUAAACUUCUUGUUGUAGAUCCAGGCAAUUAUUGUUUCAAGGUAUUCAAUGCCAAUUCAACAAAAGAUCAAGGCCGACAAUCAUCCAUAUUCGUCAGUCGGAGUUAGUGGUUUGAUGAUUACAAAUUUGAAAAAAAAACAUUGAGAUUUCAAUAAUGCCUUUCUUAUAAUUACAAAACUAAGCUUCCUUAAUCCUACCUUUCUCUCCUAUGUACAAAAGAUGACCUAAUGGAGCAAUUUUUCUUUGUAUAGGAUACUUUUUAUGAAUUUCCCUUGGAGAUUACAAGAUUUUCAUCAUAAUAUUCUUUAUCACGAAUUUAAUCAAAUUUAUUUGAAUAUUUGUGUAUGCAUUUAUAUUUAAGACAUGGUGACAUAUACCUCACAUUUUGUCAGAUAUAUGAACACAUUCAUUGAGAAAUCGCUCAGCAUGAUUAUUGCUCAGCUCAAUGGCUUUUUAUUAGUUACCUGGAUUUAAUUAACUUUCAAUAUUACUCAAAAUACUUGAUUUACUGCAAAAUUUAUUCUUAAAUAUUCAUUUGAAAUAAGUAGAGUAAUAUAUAAUUGGUAGGUUGAAUUGUUUCUAGCUUCAUUUAACAUUUCUCAAACAUGAUUUAAUGCAUAAACUUCUAGUCAUAGGUUAUUAUGUAAAUAAAAUCACAAAUGAUUUACAGUCUUUCUG